This is a messenger RNA of Lonchura striata (white-rumped munia), 2769 nucleotides long. RefSeq names its product isoprenylcysteine carboxyl methyltransferase (gene ICMT). Gene Ontology annotation, cellular component: membrane; endoplasmic reticulum. Gene Ontology annotation, molecular function: protein C-terminal S-isoprenylcysteine carboxyl O-methyltransferase activity. NCBI's taxonomy places the organism in Eukaryota, Metazoa, Chordata, Aves, Passeriformes, Estrildidae. The record is from RefSeq and is a predicted model, not a curated record. Gene Ontology annotation, biological process: C-terminal protein methylation.
GGCGGGGCCGCCAUGAUGGCGGCGGCGGCGGCGCGGCGGGGGCGGCUGGGCCGGGAGGGCCGCGCCAGCCUUUGCUCCUUCCUGCUCGGCGCCUCGGUGGCGGCUCUGCCGCUGCUGCUCGGCUCGUCCCCCUCCCUGCUGGCCGCUCCCGGCCUGCGCGGCCGCCUGGCUCUCGCCCUGCACGUGGCGGGCGUCAACGCGGCGCUGCUGCUCAUCUAUCCGCGGCCGCUCUACAAGAUCGCCGUCCGGGCCUGUUUCUUGGGCUUCGCCUUCGGCUGCGGGCUGCUGCUGAGCGCCGGCCGCUCCGCCUGGCGCCACUUCGGAUGGUAUAUGUGCUCCCUCUCCCUCUUUCACUACUCGGAGUAUCUGGUGACAGCCAUCAACAACCCUCGCAGCCUCUCGCUGGACUCCUUCCUACUCAACCACAGCUUCGAGUACAACCUGGCUGCCCUGUCCUCCUGGGUGGAGUUCACGCUGGAGAAGCUCUUCUUCCCAGAGCUGAAGCAGAUCACCUGGCUGAGCACUGUGGGGCUGCUGAUGGUGAUCUUCGGGGACUGCCUGAGGAAGGCAGCCAUGCUUACAGCUGGCUCCAACUUCAACCACAUCGUUCAGAACGAGAAAUCUGACACCCACACUUUGGUGACAAGUGGGGUGUACGGGUGGUUCCGGCACCCAUCCUACGUGGGAUGGUUUUACUGGAGUAUUGGAACACAGGUGUUGCUCUGCAAUCCCAUCUGCGUGGUGGGCUACGCACUGGCGUCCUGGCGCUUCUUCCGGGAGCGGAUCGAGGAGGAGGAGAUCACACUCAUUCACUUCUUUGGAGAAGAGUACCUGGAGUACAAAAGGAAGGUGCCAUCGGGUCUCCCUUUUAUUAAAGGAGUCAAAUUGGAACUGUAACAUGGGCAAAAACCAGGCUGGCUGAGCAGAUGCCCAGCUCCUGCUGCGCCCAGUGCCUGUGUGGCGCCGGCAUCGGGAGGUGCCUGCUGGUAUUUCCUGGCCACCCAGGAGGAGCUGGUGGAGGGCUGCAGCGUUGGGCAGCCUGCUGGGUCACUCGCAGAUCAGAAGCUCGUUCCUCCUCCUUGAGAUCAGUCCUUCCUUGCACAUUCAGGGAUCUUCCAGAUAACAGCCUGUAGCAAUGCUAAAGAGAAUGAAUCCUGCCUGCAGCAGCUGAAUUGUCUUGGAACGCCUCUGGAACUGAUUCUACCAGAAAACAGCACUGCCCUCCUGGCCCUGGGUGGGGAAGGUGCUAGGCAGCAGAUUGUUCCUGUUGCAUAAUUCGAUUUUAAAGCUUUCUGACCUCGUGAGCCUGGUGACACGACUUUAAUCUCCUCGGGCCAAACUCCUUGAGUUGGCACUGGGGUGGCCGAGGGAGCAGCCUCCAGCUCUGCCUGCCCUUGAAGCACCAGAGUGCCGGCAGCAUGGCACCACUCAAUUCUCUCCAGGCCUUGGGGUCUGCAGGGAGGCUUCUGCUGCUCCCCUUGUGCCACUGGAUCUGAGCACCUCUGGGUCCUCUCCUCGUCCCUUGGAUGCUGCUGUGGAUGCAGUCUCACUGCUCCAGCCGCUGCCACCUGCUGCCACCUCUGUUCCUUCUUCCUGCUUCCAAAUCGCGCUGCUUCCUAUCCUGCCAGGCUGCCUCUGUCUUGCAGAGAUCCCAGGAUUUUGGGUUGUGAAAGAGCCACAGCUGCCAGGCUUGCUAAGGGCUUUAGUCUCUGAGGUCCUCCCCUGCUCUUUUGGGCAAAAGCUGUGAUGUUAGGGCAAGUAGGAGAUGCUUUUAGGGAAAUCUCCAAUGAGGAGAAGAGUUGGGCUAGCUAAUGCUCUUUUAUAGUAACCAUUUGGAAAUGGUUCCCACUGAGCUGUGUGGUAUAACUUUGUUGUUAUAUACCAAAGAGGUUCACUGUUUUCUUGAGUUCUACAUUAUUCUUCCUUGCUGGAAUGGAAAUGAGUUGCUUGUCAGUUCAUGCUUGGAGCUGGUGGUGUUCCAUGGGGAAGGUGCUGCGGUACGGCUCAGGAAAGGGCACUUGGUGACAAUAGCUUGGGUUUGGGUUUAGGUUUUCUUUUUUUAUAUUAAAAAGAAAAAAAAAGAAAAAGAGAAAACAUUGUCAGCUUCUGUCUGGUUACUUGAAGGUCUUUUGAGGUGCUAGAAUCCUUCCUAAUUCCUGGUGGGUUCUCACUCAGAACACACCAGCACUGUGCUGAGGCACAAUUGUGACUCAGUGAUUUGUGGGGUUGUGCAACCACAGGGAUGGGGCUGAACCUAACUCUGACCCCCCAUUUCUCCUUGCUGAACUGAUGCAGAGUCCAUCCUCCACUGGGUUUGCUUGACCACAGAGCAUCUGAUGCCCUUGCUGCUGACUUGACCUUUGCUGAGCAGGGUUUUGGCUUGGAAGAAAAGAACAGAGAUGAAAACUCACCAGUUGGAGUGCUGAUCUGUGCUGAACACUUGGAGGCUCCCACUUGGGCUGUUCCUGUCUCAGGAAAGCACUGGUUGCAGGCAGUGGUGCCUCGAGCGGGUUAAUCUGUAAGCAAUUUUUUUUGUAGGCAGUAAUAUUUCUACUGUGCCCUUGAUCAAAGGAACUUUGGAACAAGUAAUUGUUACUUGGGUUUGAUGUGCUGCUUGACAACAGAAACAAAGCCUCAUUCCCAGAUUGUUCUUCAUAGUAAAUGAACCUUGAUCCUAAUUUUGCAAGUGCUGGUUCCAGUUGUGCAGGCUCUGUCUAAGCAGGACGCUUUGGCACCGAAAGAAAGGGAUAAACUUCACCCUGAGCAAAA